UCUUUUCUCUAACCGUUUAAUAUUUGUUCAAAACAAUUUUUCCGCUGUUUCAAAUCCACCGCCAAGUAAUGCGUGAGGAAAAAAGAUAAAGGGAAAGAAAAGUGUAUCUAUUGAUUCUUCAGAUGGCUUCCACAUUGCUCCUCGCUGUUGUCUUCGUCUUCGAUCUCGUUGCUUUUGCACUUGCUGUUGCCGCUGAGCAAAGGAGAGCUUCUGCUCGGAUUGCUCAAGAUGCAAAUUCAAGAUAUUGCGUUUAUGAAUCUGAUAUAGCAACCGGAAUGGGUGUGGGUGCACUAUUGUUCCUUCUUGUGAGCCAACUCCUUGUAAUGUUUGCAACCCGUUGCAUGUGUUGUGGGCGAGCCCUGAGCCCUGGUCGUUCAAGGGCCUUAGCCGUCUUCUUAUUCAUUACCUGCUGGGUGACAUUCAUCAUUGCUGAGGCGUGCUUGCUAGCGGGUUCAGUCAGAAAUGCGUAUCACACAAAGUAUAGGGCCGUACUUUCGGCUAACCCUCCUUCAUGUGAGACCUUAAGGAAAGGUGUGUUUGGUGCUGGUGCGGCUUUCGUGGUUUUCACUGGCAUCGUCUCGGAGCUUUAUUAUGUUUUCUACUCCAAAUCUGAUGAAGGUGUCAUCCCUACCAGAGAUACUGGCAUAAGGAUGGGAGCAUUCAACUAAUCAUUCUCACAAAUUUUAUAACUUGUUAGUACUUUUUUUUUAUGUGGGUGUAGAUUGUUUGUCAUGUGGUCUCUUUUGUUAUUGAACGUAGAGUUGAGGAUGUGGUUCAUUUGUGAAGUUAUGUGAUGAUUAAGGUUUUAUUUUUUUUUUUUUGUCUUAAAUUCGGAUCAUAAUAGGUGUAGAUCAGAAGAAAAUAUUUAAAAGAAUUAACGAGGAUUGGAUUUGUGUU
This is a messenger RNA of Helianthus annuus (common sunflower), 897 nucleotides long. RefSeq lists its product as uncharacterized. The transcript is spliced from 4 exons. The coding region runs from base 123 to 668 and encodes 181 amino acids. The record is from RefSeq and is a predicted model, not a curated record. Lineage: Eukaryota; Viridiplantae; Streptophyta; Magnoliopsida; Asterales; Asteraceae.